UUCAACAAAACCACGGAAAGGGUUAAAAUCGUUAAAAUUUAAAAACUAAACGUAGUUGAAAACUUAGCCGACUUACAGUCGAUUUUAAGCCGCCGCCGACGUAAUUAGUGUCAGUCGCCAACGACGUUAAUAUUUGUCGGCGCAGUGCUCUGCAAGAAAGGCAUCAUUUUUAAAAGCAAAACAAUUAUUUUGUGUAUGAAAAAUUAUUUGCUUAUGAUAAAAAAUUUGGAAAAAGUUCUUAUAUUCUGAAAAAAAUGACAACAGAACAAAAAAAUAUUAAAGUUGUUGUGCGAGUUAGGCCAUAUAAUCGACGAGAAUUGGAGCAAAAUCAAAGAACUAUUAUAAAAGUAAUGGAUCAAACAACGCUUUUGUUUGAUCCUGAUGAGGACGAAGAUGAAUUUUUCUUUCAAGGAGUUAAACAAAAUCAUCGAGAUAUAACUAAAAAAGUAAAUAAAAAAUUAUCAAUGGAGUAUGACCGUGUUUACGAUACUGACACUACAAAUAUGCAAAUAUUUGAAGAAUGUACAGCACCGCUGGUUGACUCUGUUUUAAAUGGUUACAAUUGCUCUGUAUUUGUUUAUGGUGCGACAGGAGCUGGAAAAACAUUUACUAUGCUGGGUAGUGCUACAAGUCCUGGUCUGACAUUCCUCACAAUGAGAGACCUCUUUGAUAAAAUAGAAGCACAAAGUGAUGUACGCAAAUUCGAUGUUGGAGUCAGUUAUUUGGAAGUGUAUAAUGAACAAGUUAUGAAUCUUUUGACUAAAACGGGACCGUUAAAAUUGCGCGAAGAUUCGAAUGGUGUUGUGGUUAGUGGUUUAGCUCUAAAGCCAAUAUAUAGUGCUGAAGAACUGUUGGAACUUUUGGCCUUGGGAAAUUCGAAUCGAACGCAACAUCCCACUGAUGCUAAUGCUGAAAGUUCACGUUCACAUGCUGUAUUUCAAGUACAUAUACGUAUAACAGAUCGUAAAUCCGGUACAAAACGUAUGGUGAAAUUAUCCAUGAUAGAUUUAGCUGGAAGUGAACGAGCAGCAAGUACAAAGGGUAUAGGUAUACGUUUUAAGGAAGGAGCUAGCAUUAACAAAAGUCUAUUAGCACUUGGAAAUUGUAUAAAUAAAUUAGCUGACGGUUUGAAACAUAUUCCCUAUAGAGAUUCAAAUUUAACGCGUAUUUUGAAAGACUCUUUGGGGGGCAAUUGUCAAACAUUAAUGGUGGCAAAUGUGUCUAUGAGUUCACUGACAUAUGAAGACACCUACAACACAUUAAAGUAUGCCAGUCGAGCGAAAAAGAUACGUACUACUUUGCGACAGAAUGCUUUAAAGACAAAUAUGCCAAAGGAAUUCUAUGUUAAGAAGGUUAACGAACUAAUGGACGAAAAUGAACGUCUCAAACAGACAAAUUCAGCUUUAGAGGCUAAGGCAAAUAAGGCAACUACAUUUGACGAAUCAGAACUUAAACCCUGGUACAGUCGUAUUGAUCAGAUUUAUGCUUCGAUUAUUAAAACACAAGAACAAUAUAUUAGCAUAAAGAGUCGAGUCAAAAAUCUAACAUUUCGUAUAAAACUAAAGACAGACAUGGAAAAUUCACGAAAAAUAAUAUAUGGAGAUUGCGAAUCUGAAGAGAAUUGCACCAGCUAUACAUCAUCCGUAUGUCAUUUAAGCAGUAAAAUUGAUAAACUAAAGUCGGAAAUUGAGUGCUGGCGCCAAAAACUCAGAAGUGUUUAUAAGAAUUUAGACUAUAUAAAAACAGAAAUAAAAUCUUCUAAAUACGCAUCUUUUCUACAGAUUUAUUUAAAAUAUAAAAAUUCUGAAGUUCAAAAUUCCAAAAUAUCUUUAAUUAAUAAACACAUUACUGCAAUAGAUUUGGAAUUAUGUGCAAAAGCAACAUGGUUAGAAACAUCUUUCAAAUUAGCAAGUCAUAUUAUAAAGAAUGGUAAUCUUAAUACACAACAAAUGUGUCACUAUGAACUAUUGAAACGGCAUCUGAGCAAUACUAAUUUUAGCAAUGAUGUUGAUAACGAUAUCGAAGGAGAAAAUUCUAUAGAUUCUAGUACACAGCCAGCAUCAAGUAACGAAGAUGUAGAUAAUCAACAUAUGAGAUCAUGCAGAAAACGUUUGCGUUUAGACGAGUAUGAUUUAGAUGAUACAGAUGAUAUACAUGGUUCUAGUGCGGAUGAUGCCGUUGAUGAUGAUGACGUUGACAUGGACGAUAUGCAUACCACAUUUAAAAUGCCUGCAAAGAGGCCCCGUAAUCCUAACGAAACACAUGUUUUAAGCGAAAUGGAUACUAAUGGUGACGAUACAUUUUAUAUGGGUCCUUCUAAGACAUCAACUUUAACAGUGGGUACAAAAUUUAACGCUAAGAUUGGCAAAGAUUUAACUUUGGUCAAAACAAAUAUAGUUUCAAAUAUGUUAUCGGAUAAAAUGGUGAAAGCAACAUGCAAUACGGAACAAUUAAAGAAUGUUCUUUUGAAAUCGAAGAAAUUUUCACAUGCUACUCUUAGGACAGUAGCUGGUGGUUUGCAAAAAGAAAACAAAAAAUUUAGUCCGAAUCGUAUAAGAAAGAGUCCUCGUACUGUCAUAAGUAAAGCAGCAUCCAUGCAAAUAAAUCAACGUCAAAUAUCACGCAUAGCAAACGAUGCUGCUGCUCCAGUUGUCAGAUUAAAUAGGGCAGCUUCGUUUAGAACAAAAAAAUAGCCAGAUUUGCCGAGUCGUUGGAUGAUAUACUGACUAUACUGUUUAGUGGUACAGUACCAAAGAAAACAUAGGAGAAGAAUCCGAAAUCUCAACUUCCUAUACGAUGAUAUAGGCCGGAUGAAGUUUUUGGAGGAGACUCUCUGGUCGAAUUGUUUAAUGCUUUUUGUCAUACGUUUGAGCAAAACUAAUACGUUCGUCGAAUGUUUCAAAGGGGUAUGGAAUAAUUCUAAAUUUUGAAGAAGGAAUUCGCCAACUUUUGCACAAUUCUAAAAAAGGUUUUAUCUAUUUCUUUAACAAAGGACAUGUCCAUCAAUGAUUGCAUUAAUUAUUGUUAAAACAAUUUUAAACAGAUAAUUAUACUUUCACACUUAUCUGUAAAUAAAUUAAUGUAAUUACAUAUGUUUUUUUUUUUUAAUAAAAGUAUUUUUUUUUUAA
Messenger RNA from Lucilia cuprina (Australian sheep blowfly), 3128 nucleotides. RefSeq names its product kinesin-like protein KIF18A. Gene Ontology annotation, biological process: microtubule-based movement. The transcript has 6 exons. The record is from RefSeq and is a predicted model, not a curated record. Lineage: Eukaryota; Metazoa; Arthropoda; Insecta; Diptera; Calliphoridae. The coding region runs from base 255 to 2693 and encodes 812 amino acids. Gene Ontology annotation, molecular function: microtubule motor activity; microtubule binding; ATP binding.